AUGGGACGAGUUAAGCUGCAGAUAAAGAGGAUAGAGAACAACACCAAUCGGCAAGUGACCUUCUCAAAGCGUCGCAAUGGCCUCAUCAAGAAGGCCUACGAGCUCUCCAUCCUCUGCGACAUCGACAUCGCCCUCAUCAUGUUCUCUCCCUCAGGACGGCUCAGCCAUUUCUCUGGAAGGAGAAGGAUCGAGGAUGUUCUUGCUAGAUAUGUGAAUCUCCCAGAGAAUGAUAGGGGAGGGGUGAUCCAGAAUCGAGAGUUCUUGAUCAGGGCGCUGAAGAAGCUCAAGUGCGAGAACGACAUGGCGGCCCUGGCCAACCCUACAGUGGUCAACUCCAACGUGGAGGAGCUUCAACAAGAGAUCGGUCGGUAUCAGCAACAGCUACAGCUUUCGGAACAACGCUUAAGAUUUUUCGAACCUGAUCCUCUCAGCUUGACGUCCAUGAGUGAUCUCGAGUCAUGCGAGAAGUUCGUCAUGGAAGCCCUGCAGCGCGUUACGGCAAGAAAGGAAUAUUUGCUGAGUCACCAUCUGUCUUCUUACGAUCCCUCAGCAUCAAGCAUGCAGAUGUACCUGCAACCGCACCAGGAGCGGCUGCCCGACCCAUACGGGAGCGAGAUGGUGCAGUGGGUCCCAGAGGGGGCGACCAACUCCGGCCACCAGAUCUUCGUCGGCUCUGAUCCCUUGAUGGACCUCAGGUACAGAUGCCGCACCCCGUCGAUCACGAUCGAUGAUCAGCUCUCGCGAGAAUCGACGGCGUAG
Molecule: messenger RNA, 759 nt
Organism: Musa acuminata AAA Group (dessert banana)
Lineage: Eukaryota; Viridiplantae; Streptophyta; Magnoliopsida; Zingiberales; Musaceae
Product: agamous-like MADS-box protein AGL104
Exons: 9
Coding region: 1-759 (252 amino acids)
Biological process (GO): positive regulation of transcription by RNA polymerase II
Molecular function (GO): protein dimerization activity; RNA polymerase II cis-regulatory region sequence-specific DNA binding; DNA-binding transcription factor activity, RNA polymerase II-specific
Source: RefSeq, a predicted model, not a curated record